Messenger RNA from Staurois parvus, 2109 nucleotides. Lineage: Eukaryota; Metazoa; Chordata; Amphibia; Anura; Ranidae. The record is from the annotation of a GenBank genome assembly.
GUCUUCCCCUUCCAACGGGAUAGAGAUCAAGAAGGAGGAUGUCCUGGACGGCGCCGCGUUCUCCAUGGAGCCCGGGCCGGCGGCGGAGGAGGAGGCGGUGAAGAGCGAGGUGGCCCUGUACACGCUGGCCUUCUCCCCGGAGCACGUCGCCUGUGUGUGCGAGGCUCUGCAGCAAGGCGGCGACCUGGACAGGCUGGCCCGGUUCCUGUGGUCUCUGCCCCAGAGCGAGCUGCUACGUGGCAACGAGAGCAUCCUGAAAGCCCGGGCGCUGGUGGCCUUCCAUCAGGGCCGCUACCAGGAGCUCUUCUCCGUCCUGGAGAGCCACAACUUCGAGGCGGCCAACCACGCCGCCCUCCAGGACCUGUGGUACAAGGCGCGCUACAACGAGGCGGAGCGGGCCCGGGGCAGACCGCUGGGGCGGUGGACAAGUACCGGCUCCGCAGGAAGUUCCCUCUCCCCCGCACCAUCUGGGACGGAGAGGAGACCGUCUACUGCUUCAAGGAGAAGUCCCGCAACGCCCUCAAAGAGCUCUACAAACACAACCGCUACCCGUCCCCCGCCGCCAAGAGGAACCUGGCCAAGAUCACCGGCCUCUCCCUCACCCAGGUCAGCAACUGGUUCAAGAACCGCCGCCAGCGGGACCGCAACCCGUCCGAGGCGCACUCCAAGAGUGAGUCAGAUGGGAACCACAGCACUGAAGAUGAAUCAAGCAAAGGUCACGAUGAUCUCUCCCCAAAUCCCCUCUCCAACAGUUCGGAUGGGAUUUCCAACUUAAACCUUCCCACUCAAGCUGACACUGUGUACAUGCAACAAAUUGGUAAUAAAAUCUCACUGAGCUCCCCUGGAGUGCUGUUGAAUGGAAGCUUGGUGCCCUCCAAUCCUUCAUCUGUCUUCCUAAAUGGGGGUUCAUUUAUUCAAGGACCCAAUGGAGUGCUCCUUAAUGGUAUCAACGUGGCAAACUCACAAACUGUGGCUCUCAACCCAGCAAAACUGGGCCCCACCAUUGUAAGCAACGGUGUCCCGAACUCUGAUCUUUUGGUGUCUUCCUCUGAGGAUGUCAAAGUUAUACAAACUGGUCUCUCAGAUUCCUCAACAUACACUACAAACCUCCAGUCCUCUUUCCCGGGGUUAAUACCUCCAUCUGAAAUUAAGACUGAGGCUAUCCAGCCUGUCACCUCUCAUGAUGGCGGAACAGUUGUUACAUUCACUACUCCCAUACAGAUAAAUCCCUAUGGCAUUGUGCAAAUACCCAAUUCAGGAACAAAUGCUCAGUUAAUAAAUGGAAGUAUUGGAUUCUCUACACUCCAGCUACCCUCUGUCGCUGUCUCUCAAGGAGAUGAAGGGAUAGAUGAACAGAGCCAGCCGGUGCCCUUAACAGGCAAAUGUCUUGAAGAUAUGCAUCAACGUGCACCAUCCCCACUAUACCCAAAAGCCAAGCCCUUUCCACACUGCUCCUUAAAGCAAGAGAAUAUGACAUUUUGCCAUUCUGAGUGCAUGGAAACAACUGUGGAUGAGGACCAGCUUGCUUUAUCGUGUGCCUCAUAUGUUGAGGAAAUAAGUCAUGCAAAUUUAGAGCAUGCAAAUGCUAAAGAGCCCAUGAUAGCCCAUAUAACAGGCAGCAUGCCAUCCAGUUUUCCUCCAAGUAUUGAUGAAUCCAUUCAGGGACAGAUGACUAUAGCCGAGGUGUCAUCGAAUAGCUUAUAUGAAUCGGACCUUUAUCUGGCUGAACACGAUUCUUCUCCAGACAGCCAAGCCUCCAGCCAACAUGAACGACCUAAAGUGAGAAAAAAAAAGAAAUACAGGCGGCGUCCUUUGUUGGUGUCCGAAUCAAAUAAACGUAUGAACUUUCAAACUACUCAGAUGUUUGAGAUAUCUCCUGAGGAAUGUGCAUGCAGAGCCCAGUGUACCUCCAGGGGACCAUUUUCAUGUGUUGACCAAAGAUUAAGAGAUCUUUGUGAACUCCAGAGGAGCAUGGCUACUGACCUGCGAGGUUUACGUGGGGAGAUGGCCAACAUUGGUGUGAUACUGGGAAAAAUGCUGGAACUUCUUGAGAAAUCUUCAGCUGCCAAUACUGGGGUAACAGAGAAGCUUCCACAUGAAAGAAACUGA